Molecule: messenger RNA, 510 nt
Organism: Cetraspora pellucida
Lineage: Eukaryota; Fungi; Glomeromycota; Glomeromycetes; Diversisporales; Gigasporaceae
Source: the annotation of a GenBank genome assembly
AUGGCCACUUCUUUAACUGAUUCGCUCCAAGAAAUUAUUAAACAAAACAAAUUAUAUGUAUUUGAUUAUAAUGAAUUUACUGAUUUUAAGAAAAUUGGUGUCGGUGGAUUUGGUGAAGUACAGAAAGCAUACUGGACAACUCGUGGAUAUACUGUUGCUCUUAAAAGCCUAAGAGUUGAUAUAAUUUUAGAUGAAAAGGAUGAAAAUGAUAUUAAAGAAUUCAUUAGAGAGGUUCAACAGCUUGAAGAUGAGGUUAAUAAUAAUGAUACACCUCAAUUGAGUUCUGGGUCAAGCUCACGUAACACCGAGCCGGGUUCUAAUGAAGUUAAAUUCAUACCAGAAAUCGUUAAACCCUUAACAGAGAGCUUCAAACCCCAGGAUGAUAUACCAUUUGCAUCUAAUAUUAUAAAAAUUGAACAUUUCACGCUUAUUUCUAGCUGGAUUAAUCAAACAAAAUCAUAUAAAUCAAAAUAUACUACGCAUGGUUCAGUAUCAGAUGAAAAUCAAUAA